Messenger RNA from Dermacentor silvarum, 5812 nucleotides. Its product is annotated as laminin subunit gamma-1. The annotation marks the transcript as partial. Lineage: Eukaryota; Metazoa; Arthropoda; Arachnida; Ixodida; Ixodidae. The record is from RefSeq and is a predicted model, not a curated record. The transcript has 19 exons.
GCUGUGCGGCUGCAGCCAGGCAGGCAGCGUGGACAGCCCGCCUUCGUGCAACCCCGACUCGGGCGUGUGCCGCUGCAAGGCCAACGUGGAGGGACGCCAGUGCGACCGCUGCAAACCCGGCUUCUUCAACCUGCAGCGCGACAACGAGUUCGGCUGCACCCCUUGCUUCUGCUUCGGCCACUCGGCGUUGUGCCAGAGCGCGCCCGGUUACUCGCGGUACAGCCUGAUCAGCACCUUCGCCAGAGACAAGGAGCAUUGGAAGGCGGCGGACAUUCAUGGGCGCAGCGUUAACACCCGCCACGAGUACGCCGCCCACCACUUGGCUGUGGUGGCACCCGGAAAAGAAGCCGUCUACUUCCUCGCACCAGACCGGUACCUCGGCGACCAGCGCGCCUCGUACAACCAGAACCUGACGUUCACUCUGCGCAUCGGCGAGGAGGGCCCGCAGUCGUCGGUGGAGGACAUCGUACUGGAAGGGGCCCACGGCAGCGUGUCGCAGCACAUCUUCGGCCAAGGCAACGGGCUGCCGUCCAUACGCAACCUGGAGUACCGGUUCCGCCUGCACGAGGACCCGCGGUACGGCUGGAACCCGACGCUAAGCUCGCGGGAGUUCAUCAGCAUCCUCUCGAACCUGACCGCCAUCCGGAUAAGGGCCACCUACGUACCACGAGGCACGGGCUUCAUCGACAACAUCCAGCUCCAGUCUGCGCAGCGUUCCGCCUACGGCACCGAGGCCGCCACCUGGGUCGAGAUGUGCAACUGCCCCGAGGGAUACGUGGGCCAGUUCUGCGAGUCGUGCGCGCCCGGGUUCCGGCACGACCCGCCGCGCGGCGGGAAGUUCUCGCGCUGUGUGCCCUGCAACUGCAACGGCCACGCGCUCAUCUGCGAACCGGACACCGGGCACUGCAUCUGCCAGCAUAACACGGCGGGCGAGUUUUGCGAGCGUUGCGCGCCGCGCUACUACGGCAACGCGCUGGCGGGCACCCCGGACGACUGCCAGCCGUGCCCGUGCCCCGACCAGGGCGCCUGCGCCGUCCUGCCCGACGAGAGCGUCGUCUGCCUCGAGUGCCCGCAGGGAUAUUCCGGGCGGAGGUGCGACCUGUGCUUCGACGGACACUACGGUGACCCACAAGGAAACUUCGGGUCCAAGGUUCCCUGCAAGAAGUGCGAGUGCAACGACAACAUCGACCCCAACGCUGUGGCCAACUGCAACACAACGACUGGCGAGUGCCUGAAGUGCGUCUACAACACCACCGGCUUCAAUUGUGAGCGCUGCCUGCCCGGACACUUCGGAGACGCGCUGUCCGUGCCCAAGGGAGACUGCAAGCCGUGCGACUGCCACCGGCUGGGCUCGAUGGAGGGCUCCGAGUGCGACCCGCGCUCGGGCCAGUGCGCCUGCAAGGCGAACGUGGCGGGCCGCCAGUGUGGCCAGUGCCGCGAGGGCUACUGGAACCUGCAGAGCGGCGACGGCUGCGAGGCCUGCAACUGCAACCUGAUCGGCUCGUACAACCGCACCUGCGACCAGCGCACGGGACACUGCCAUUGCCGGCCCGGCGUCACCGGAAAACAGUGCGACCAGUGCCUGCCGUACCACUACGGCUUCUCGCCUGACGGCUGCGUGCCGUGCGACUGCGACAGCCAGGGCUCGGUGUCGCUGCAGUGCGCCCCUGACGGCCAGUGUGAGUGUCGACCAAACGUGGAAGGUCGCCGCUGCGAGCGCUGCAAGGAGAACAAGUACAACAAGGAGGCCGGAUGCGUCGACUGUCCGACGUGCUACAACCUGGUUCAAGACGCCGUGAACGAGCACCGGGACAAGGUGGCCGAGCUGGCGCGCCUGCUGGACAACAUCGAGAAGAACCCGCAGAUCGUCAAGAGCGUCGACUUCGAGGAGAAGCUCGAGCAAGUGAUGACCAUCGUGAACGGCCUGUGGAAGGACGCCAAGCAGGCAUCGGGCACUGGCGAGAGCCUGGCCGAGCGACUGGACGAGCUCCUGCGGCGCAUCAAGAAGGUGCAGGACAUCGCCGGCAAGAUUGGCCUCGAGAUCGCGCUGGCCGAGGACAUCGUGGAGGGCGCCGAGCGCAACAUGACCAGCGCCGAGGCGGUCGUCGAGCGCAUCAAGUCCACGCUGAUGCAGGCGCAGAAGUACCUCGAGGAUGAGGCGCAGAACGCGCUCAAGCGGGCGCUCGAGCGCUCCGACCGCUACGGCCAGCAGUCGGAGAUGAUGUCGCAGAUCGCGCGCGACGCUCGCCAGCUGGCUGACCGACACGAAAGUGACGCCCAGGAGAUCGCAAACUUGGCUGCGGAUGCUCUCAACACUUCCAUGGAGGCCCGGGCCAUCGCCGAAGGCGCGCUCAGCACGCAAGACAAGACAGAGAGCGAGAUAUACCUUCUCAAGAACAGGAUGCGCGAGAUCAUGGACCUCAUGCUGCGCACUAAGAAGAUGGCCGAGGAGGCCAGGGAGGAAGUGCGCAAGGCGUACGACGAUGCCCUGAGAGUCUUGUCGGAUGCCUCGUCGGUGCAGAUGCCGGAGAUCGACACCGACGAGCUUUCCCGCAAGGCACAAGAAAUCAUCGACGAGGCUGGUCGCAUCCAAAAGGAAGCCGACGAGCUGCUGGCCAAGCACGCCGCCGUCCUGGAGAGGGUGGGACCGCAACGCGAGGAGGCCGAGGAUCUCCUCGCCGAAGCACAACGCCAACAGCAGAUCACCGACGGACUGCUGGCUGAGGUGGACACGGCGUUCGCUAAAGCGAAGGAGGCGGCCGCCGAGGGCGAAAGGAUUCUCGAGGAAGCCCAGAACACGCUCAAGGUGCUCAGAGAGUUCGACGAGAACGUCAAAGCGAGCAAGGACAAAGCGUCGGCGGCGCUGGAACGCGUGCCGGAGAUCCAGGCGCUCAUCGAGGAGGCCGAGAACAAGACCCGGGACGCCCGGGGCGCGCUCAAGGACGCCGAGGCCGACGCCAACGCUGCCAGCGACAUCGCAAAGGAGGCGCAGAGGAUCGCCGAACAGGCGUCGAAGGACGCGAUCAAUGUGCGUGAUGAAGCGGACAACGCUAAGACGUCGGCGCGCCAGUUGGGAGACGAAGCCGAGGACCUGGCGCGCAAAGUCGAGGACACUGAUGCGCGCAUGCGCCAAUUCGAGGAGCAGGCCCGUGGGGACGAGGCACUCGCUAAGGAGGCCCUGGAAAAAGCCAACGAAGCCAGGACAGGUGCGAAGCAGGCCUCGGACAAAGUCAGAGCUGCGCUGGCCACGGUCAACGAAAUCCUCAGGGCCCUAGCGAACGUGGACAGCGUGGACCCAGGCCGGCUCGACCAGCUGGAGCGACGCCUGAUGGAGGCUGAGCGCGAGGCGGAGAAGGCCAAGCUCGACGAGCGGCUGGAAGAGCUGCGCACCGCGCGCCAGCAGCAGCAGGGCUGGAUGCACGACUACGAGGCACAGAUCGAGCAGCUCAAGAGGGACGUGGCCAACGUGAAGGACAUCAGCGACUCGCUGCCCAACCGCUGCUUCCGGCGCAUCAAGCUCGAGCCCUGAGUUCAUCGGACAGGCACGCGGUGGUGCCCCCGUAUAACAGCGGGAGGAGCGGUGAAAGGAGGGACCCCAGUGGGAGAGAAGGACAGGAGAGGAAGGAGCCAACCUUCACGAUGAAAGCGGUAGGACAGAGCUGGCGAGAACGACGACAGACUCCGCCGAAGGGACGUCGUCGGGGAAAAUAGUUUGUGGCGGCGGAACGGCAUCUGGAGAGGUUCUCGAAAUGCAUUAGGGAAGAGACAUUCGUAGCGAUUCGUAUGGUCGUUUUGAAACGGACCGCAUGUGCGUUGUAUGUGUUUCUUGUCUGUUCUUUGUUUUUACUUGUUUUCACCGCAAACAAAGAAAAACAAAAGGAGCUGUCACGUACAUACGUGGACGUCAUGUCUGCGUUUAGUAUGCAUUUCUCUCUCGCCCCGUCUAACGUAUGCAACGGAACUUGGUAGUCCAACGCUGUAGCUCCCUCCGUUAUUGUGUGUCAUUGUGACAGCUAAUAUUGGCAGUCCUCUUAGCGAGACUGCGUACGAUCGGCAUUGGGAAAUCUCGUCGUUUGGAAAAGAAAAACUGGAAAUGCGCUCUUCAUUUCAUGGUUUCUGGGGACCAAUGACGAAGGAGCUUCGUCAAGCUCUGACGCAAUGUGGGGAUACAAAGUCGAAAAGCACCACGAAGUGCAUUAUCAAGUUGGGUGUCUUUUUCUUUUCAUUUAUAAUGAGAAAAUAUCAUGAGAUAGCUGCGAAAUCGAUAAUUUUAAACCUUGUUUCUAUACGUGAACGAGGAUGCGUGCAAAAAGAGCCUAACAAUAAUCACUGUCUACUGGUAACCUUUUACUAGAAAAACAGUGCUCUUCAUGAUGGCUUGCAUGUCUAGCCUACGCCAGCGAGAAGAGAACGAGGUCCACCGCUGAUAGUCAUUGUUGGUUACCUCGUCAAGGGAGGAAUUAGCGUCAUUAUUGCCACUGAUAUAGAAAACACAAAGAAGUGUCCUUACUUAACGGAAACGGCGUUUUGGAAAGAUAGGCGCUGCCGGGCAACGAACAGGGUGGAAGGAUGCCAUAAUGAGUCAGAAAAUGAUUUUUUUUCCAGCAUUACGUGAUCAAACAGGUCAAGGAAGCUAACGGAUCUGGAUUAUGUUGUCCUCUUCCCUAAUAGUUUCACACUGCAGUGCUGUGAAAAGUCUUACUCUAAGCAAAAAUUAUUCGCACAUAUAAUCAACUUUCGACCAGACAGGCUACGCUCCCUGCCUCGUUCACCAAAACACCGCUUACUGAUCUGCUAUGAAUGUGGGUGGUCAAAAAGGAGUUCGUCAGUUACAUCACCUUCAAAGAUAUAUUGUAUAUCUACUUAUUUCUUAUUCCCAGGUCACAAGCAAAAAGAAAAAAAUGCAUAUAGAACAUCCCAUUUCACUCAAUCACAUGACUGUGUUUCAUAUGUGCCUUUCUCUACACUGCGGCGAACGAGCUAUUCAGGUCCGUGAGGAAUAUACAUCUUGGAAGUAUUUCUGUGAAGUAAUGCCGCGGACGAGGUAGCCUAGAGUCCGGUUUCUCCUAGGUGGAGCGUAUAUCAUGCUUAAAUGCUGUGUAUGGGAAAAAAAACACCUCUUGCGACCUUAAAGUCCUCCGUUGUUCAUUCGUCGCAAGUCGCUUAGUCAACAAUCGACGCGAACCACGAGGCGUAUAGAGCGCGAGCUUCACCCAGGCUCCGCCCAUAGUCGUACGUGCUAGCAGUACUAACAAUCUCGAGUGGAUGCAUUUUCGCCUCAUUUCAGAAACUGAAUUUGAAGGAUUUAAGUUAUUGCAGUCGUCCUCCGCGAGAGCUGUGCAUAAUCACAUUUCAAACUAUGCUUACCCUGCACCCUGUACACGUCGUAUCCAUAUCGUGCGAGGAACGACGCUUUCCUACGACGAACUCCGCCGCGCGCAAAAAAAAAGGGCGCUGCUCUUCAACGUGACAAGCUGCAAUAAAACCACCACUUUGUUAUUACUCUCUGCUUGGGCAGGCGAACAUCAUGUGUACAGAGUGCAAUAGUAUACUAAGAGAUUGUAGGAUGCAUCUCAUUUUCUUUGUUUGUUCUCUGCAUUUUGUAUAACCUUUCGGACAUAUUACGAUUAAUUUUGUUUUUGUGACUUGUUACUCAAAAAAAAAGAAGUCAUUGUAAGAGAUCAAAAAGUACUGGUUGUUUUGAGACUGCCACUGUGUGCUAAAUGCCAAACUGAAACCAGUGCCAAAGAGUAUGUCCCUUAAUUUUUUUUUCUCGUCAUGUGUGCAUUUAAUAAAGAGCAAUUAAACCCGU